This is a messenger RNA of Amoebophrya sp. A120, 1437 nucleotides long. The record is from the annotation of a GenBank genome assembly. Lineage: Eukaryota; Dinophyceae; Syndiniales; Amoebophryaceae.
CCAUUUUGUUCUCCAAAAUGAUACAGCGACUACGACAUUGUCACGAAGAUAGUUACUGACUUGAAACACCUCUUCUAUUCGACUUAUUUUGAGGACUGUAGUUGUUGUUGUAUCUUCUAUAAUCCUAGCUAGAGUUCAGCGAUCCGCGCGACAAUUUACUUACGCGGUAGAGCUACACCACCACAACAUCACCACGAUUUGAAGUUGCUAUUCCGAACAACAAAAAAAUGCGCGUCUUUCUCGAGUUUUCCGUCGGCGACCUGACCGUCUACAACCAGGAACUGAAGGAAUUCACGCAGUUUGCCGACUUUGUGAAGCAACGCGGCGCGACCUUCGGUUGCCCGACCGACGCAAAAGAACUCGACGAGGAGCAGAAAGAAAUGCUGGCGGAGGUGAUGCGAGGGGAGGUAACCGACUCGACCACAAUAGUGAGAACGACGGAACCGGUUUCCCCGAAGAUAGGGCAGGUGAAAAUCGACUUGAACGACAAGGAGUGUCCGAAAACCGCGGAGAAUUUCCGAGCGCUCUGCACCGGGGAGAAAGGGAUUGGGAAAGGACACCAGAAGCCGCUGCAUUUUCUGAACAGCACGAUGCACAGAAUAGUGCCGAAUAUGUUUCUCCACGGGGGCGAUUUCACAAGGUUCGACGGCAGCGGCGGCGACAGUAUUUACUCAGGCAAGUUCAACGACGAGAAGCCGGGCUUGAAGUUCAAACACGACGUACCAGGGUUGUUAUCCAUGGCGAAUAGCGGGAAAAAUAGCAACACGAGCCAGUUCUUCCUCACUCUUGGUGCGUGCCCGAAACUAGAUGGGAAGCAUGUGGUUUUCGGCAAGGUUGCGGACGAGGAGUCGCUAUCGGUUUUGAAGGAAGUGGCUCUCAAGUGCGAACCCGACGCCGCGAAGGAAAUGCCCGGGAAAACUGUCACGAUCACUGGGUGUGGGGUUGUGUAGUAGACAAAGGAUUGCAGCAUAGUAGUAGCUGGUUGAACUCUGACUACUUCCGCGACACAACAACCCGCGACAACCAACAUAUUCUCAAUUGUCCAAGAACUGAAACACGCACUUCAAUUGAGGAAAAUUAUUAUCUCAAAAAAUGGAAUCUGUAAUGCGUAACGGCACACGUGGGCAGUUUUGCUUUUGCGCCACAAGAAAAAAGAUCAUUUUACAACUUCGCGAUGAUAUGACGAAAGAAAAAAUGAACCUAGACAUCACAAAUUUCAACCGGAAACUCUUUUACUGCUGUGGAACCUUUUCUGGACGCUGACAGGCAAGCGGGUCGCAUAUCGAUAGGCUGGGACUUCGGUUCCGGUUUAGGCUAGCGCUCAAGGCCCGUAGCGAUAAUUAUUGUGUGCGAAUUGGAAAGAAAAAGGAAACAAGGAAAAAAGAAACAAAGGAGAUUUAUUUUGGGAUUGAAGUGUGUUCUAUUUUGUGUAAUUAC